Molecule: messenger RNA, 1893 nt
Organism: Rhagoletis pomonella (apple maggot)
Lineage: Eukaryota; Metazoa; Arthropoda; Insecta; Diptera; Tephritidae
Product: sorting nexin-6-like
Exons: 8
Coding region: 163-1551 (462 amino acids)
Biological process (GO): phagosome-lysosome fusion involved in apoptotic cell clearance
Molecular function (GO): phosphatidylinositol binding
Source: RefSeq, a predicted model, not a curated record
GCACAAACAAAUCUUUUACUCAUCUCUUUCGCCAGUAUUUUUUAACAAAAAAUAAACCAAACAAAAAAAAAUAGAAUACAGGAAGUUGCAACGUGAAAAGAUUCUAUGAAAAUUGUUCUACCUUAUUUGAUAAUUAAAUAUAAUUAAGCUAACACCGUAAGGAUGAUGGACGGCACGGAUGACUCAACGGCAAUUGAAAAUUUGCAACAAAGUGUGCCUUUAGGGGUCGACAUCAUCACUCCGACCAGUAAACCCACUAUAAUGGAGAUUGCGUCUCCAGCGGUGCAGCGAGAAAAUGACGUUGGUAACCCCUUAACAACGACCACAAAUAAUGGCAGUGGUACAGCCACUUCAGAAUCUUCGUCAUCAGCUAUUACUCCUGCCGCUUUAGCGGAGAACACGUUGCAUGUGGAGAUUUCCGACGCACUGAGCGAAAAGGACAAAGUUAAGUUUACGGUUCACACUCGCACUACUUUGCCCGGUUUUGCUAAACAGGAUAAUAAUGUGGUACGUCAGCAUGAAGAAUUUGUUUGGUUGCAUGACCGCUUCGAAGAGAAUGAGGAAUAUGCUGGCUAUAUCAUACCGCCAUGUCCGCCACGCCCAGAUUUUGAUGCCUCACGCGAAAAAUUGCAACGACUCGGUGAGGGCGAGGGAAACAUGACUAAAGAGGAGUUUAAGAAAAUGAAAUCUGAACUCGAAGCCGAAUACCUGGCUACUUUUAAGAAAACCGUAGCAAUGCAUGAAGUAUUCUUGCGUCGGCUCGCAAAUCACCCAGUUUUCCGUGUAGAUCAGCAUUUGAAAGUGUUUCUCGAAUACGACCAAGAUCUCUGUGCAAAGCCACGCAAGAAAAUGGCUAUUUUCGGUGGAUUUGUUAAAUCGUUGGGCAAGACAACGGAUGAAAUAUUAAUGAGCGCAACAGUUCGGGAUGUAAAUGACUUUUUCGAAAAUGAGCUACAAUUUCUCAUUGAAUAUCAUGGACAUUUACGUGACGCCGCAGUGCGUACUGAGAAAAUGACUCAACGCCAUAAGGAAGUCAGCGAAUGUCAUCAGAAAAUUUCGAAUGCCCUCAUGCAACUAUCGACAGCAGAGAAAGGGAGCAUGGAGACCUUUUGUGCCAAAUCAGCAGAGAUCUUUGAGAAGAUAAAGAAUUUAGAAGCACGCGUCUCUAGCGAUCAGGACUUGAAGCUCGGGGAUACUUUGCGUUACUAUCAGCGGGAUAGCGAUGCAGCCAAAGCACUAUUAAUACGCCGUUUACGCUGCCUGGCCGCGUAUGAGGCGGCCAAUCGUAAUUUAGAGAAGGCGCGUGCCAAAAACAAGGACGUACAUGCUCCUUUGGAUGUUCAAGAGGCCGAGACAGCGCAAGCAGAAGCAUGCGAGAAAUUCGAAUCCAUGUCUGCCUGUGGAAAAGAAGAAUUAGUAGGAUUUCGUAAUCGCCGUGUAGCUGCCUUCAAAAAAGGGUUGGUUGAACUUGCUGAACUGGAAAUCAAACAUGCACGUACUCAAUAUGAAUACCUCCGUCAAUCGCUCUUGGCAUUGAAAGAAAUCGCCUGAAUUGCGUACAUACAUACUUGUUAUUAAUCUUCUCAAGAUCUACGUUCAUUUUUUUCGUACAUAUACUAUAUCGAAAAUAUGUUUUUGCCACGCUAAUAUCAAUUUAUACUUACAUAUAUAAAAUAUAUAAAGGUAGAUAAUUCAUACUGUUAAAGUAUUUCUAAAAAUUGUAUUGAUCAGCUCUAAGCGCAUUGAUUUUAUACGACGAAGUAAGAGGAGAAAACAGUCUAAGAUAAAAUUAUUCAAAAACUCAUGGUAUUCGAAAAGCAUUCCAAAGUGCUUAAAUUAUUUAAUUAAGAAUAAAAAUAUUUACCUUAUAUUAUGGAUUUGAACGUCUCUUAC